UAACAGUGUUCAAAAUUGAAGGAAAAACUAAAUAAAAGCUAUAAAUUUCAAAAACACCUUGUGAAAAUUGCUCAAAAUAUGGAAUUUUGAUACUCACUGAUAAGAAUGCCCACCAAACCGAUAAAGUUCAGGCAAACCGAUAUGCAACCCGCAAUACGUCAAAAGCCUUAUUCUGUGCCUUCCUUGUUUACUUCUCAAAACGGGACUUUUUAUCACAAACUUCGGCGAUUUCAAAUUCGAUGUUAUAUUUCCAUUAUUUCACAUUGAAUAAAACUAAAUUUACGUAUAGAGAAUUGCUUUGCGAUCGUGCUAUCGAGUAAAUGUUGUGGUGAAUCAAAAUAACACUUGCAAAGAACUUUAAAUUCAUUUAAUCGUGCAACUUUGUUUCAUCCUUCUAAGCUCACUAAAACACUGUAACUCGAGAGCACAGAAAUAUCAACAGCCAAUCAGAAUGCGCGACGGUAUCGCCCUCUGGGGAACGUGGAAGUCCGAAUACGCAUACGCCAUUUUGGUUCGACACAACGGAUGUAAACAACAUUAGAACGUAUGUACGCAUACAAUCUUAGGUGUAAAAAAUGCAAUUUUUUCGAUUGUUCGCGGGUUCGGGUGAAUUUUUAAGUAGUUUCCAGCUAAAGACAAUGAAAUUUCCUAUCGAUUGAUGUUAAAUUUUUGUUAUUUCGCGCAAAAUUGACGAUUUUCUGAAUACUUAUAUUAUCCGAUUUUUUCAUACUAUAUGUGUCAACUUUAAACUAAAAAUACUCGAAAUCUUCAGUGAACACACAGGUAUUUUAAUAUAGCAAAAUGUUCGUAAUUUCUUCGUCUUUAAAAUGAGUGUUUAUCGAAAGCUCUACAUGCAACCGUUCAAAAGUUGUAGAAGUUUAAAGUUGCGAAAACAAUGCAAAAACCAACCGCGGAUGGUAAGUAUUGAACUUUGAACUAGAAUUACUCAAAAUUUUCAACGAACACAUAGGUAUAUUAAUACAGCAAAACGUUCGUUAUUUUAUCUUUUUUAAAAUGGGUCUUUACCGAAAGCUCUACCUUCUACCGUUCAAAAAUUCUUGAAGAUCAAAGUUGCGGAAAAUGUUCUACAAUCAACACUAAGUGACUGAUAACAGUGAUAACACAAUUUGAACACUUUCCGCAACUUUGAUCUUCAAGAAUUUUUGAACGGUAGAAGGUAGAGCUUUCGGUAAAGACCCAUUUUAAAAAGGAUAAAAUAACGAACGUUUUGCUGUAUUAAUAUACCUAUGUGUUCGUUGAAAAUUUUGAGUAAUUCUAGUUCAAAGUUCAAUACUUACCAUCCGCGGUUGGUUUUUGCAUUGUUUUCGCAACUUUAAACUUCUACAACUUUUGAACGGUUGCAUGUAAAGCUUUCGAUAAACGCCCAUUUUAAAGACGAUGAAAUUACGAACAUUUUGAUAUAUUAAAAUACCUGUGUGUUCACUGAAGAUUUUGAGUAUUUUUAGUUUAAAAUUGACACAUAUAGUAUGAAAAAAUCGGGUAAUAGAAGUAUUCAUAAAAUCGUCAAUUUUUCGCGAAAUAACAAAAAUUUAACAUCAAUCGAUAGGAAAUUUCAUUGUCUUUAGCUUGAAACUACUUAAAAAUUCACCUGAACCCGCGAACAAUCGAAAAAAUUGCAUUUUUUACUCGUAAGAUUGUAUACAUACAUACGCUCUGAUGUUGUUUACAUCCGUUGUGUCGAACCAAAAUGGCGUAUGCGUAUACUUCCCUAAUCUAGAACUUUACAUAUCAGUACCCUGUCUCUCAAGACUACCUUAUUGGUAGCAGUGUUGAAUGCAAUCUAAAAAUCACGGCUGAAGAUGUCUUGGGUCAACAUUGUCGUAUCAGAUUAAUGAAUGAUGAGGUCUGUAUAUUCAGCCUCAAUUCACAACAUCCUGUUUUUGUAAAUGAAGAACCAGUUUCCGCAGAAGGUAAGGCUCUAAAGGACAGAGAUGAAAUACGCAUAAAUGACGAUUAUAAGUUCGGAUGGAAAACCGCCACUGAUCGAAGAAUUUUUUCCAGGUCGCUCCCAUUGGGUAAUGAACCAUCGCUUGAAGUGAAUGCAAGAUAUUCAGAUUCUGCUUUGAUUACAUGGAAGAAUGUGGAUCGUGUUCCUGAAGAAUGUACAGAGACCGACGUAACUCUUCAAAAUCCGUCAAUUCAGCGGGAUGUUAGUUCGUUUAUUUUGUUUUUGGAUGAACCGGUAAGUGAAGAAGAGACAUUGUCUGAAACGGAUGGUGUUGAAAAAUCAAACGUAUCUAUUCCAGGCGAGAUUAACCCUUCAUCUGUUGAAUGUGGAAUUAAAUUGAAAAACUCUGUGAAUACUCCGGUAAAAUCUCAAAAAUCAAUCAAUCCAGUUACUCCGUUUACUGUAUCAAACACGUCUGUUUCACAUUCCAAAAAUAACACCAGCAAAAUUUCCUGUCAGAAUGAUGAGACUGAAACGGAAUUGGAGUGUUCUGCAAGCCCUGAGGAUGUGUUUGAAGAUUUGAUCAUACCCCAAGCAGGCAGUCAGAAAGCUUAUCAUUCUACUCCAAAAGCGACUACGGAAUUUAAACAUCGAAAAAUUGCUCAUUCUUCAUCAUUCGCUUUUAUAGAUGUUGAUUUUGAAAAUGAUGAUGAAAUGGACACUUCCGAGCUAACUUUGAACUGUGAUGUAGUGAAGAAAACUGGUACAGUGAGUGAAAAAUCAAUAUGUAACGAAACGAAAAAAAGUAAUUCUGCCUCGAAAAAAUUUGCAAUUACACCUACAAAAUGUGCUUCAGAAGAGAUUAAUGGAAGUCGUCGUAAUACACGUGGUAGAACGUCACCACUGAGAAAAACUUUUGAGGAAAAUUCUUGUGAUAAUGAAGUAAAAUCUUCAACUACUCCAGAGAAGUUAACAGAAACGAGUAAUAUUACUCAAACUUCAUUGCACAUUGAUUCCAAAAUGGAAAAUGGUACUGAUACAAAUGUGGAAUACAAAUCUUUGAACGAGUCUGCAAAAGCUGGAUUCGUUUCUGUAUCAGAUGAAAAUGACACCUGUGAAACGUCAUUUAUUGACAAAUACAAAAUAUUCAACGUUGUGAAAAAUAUAUCUGUUGUAAAACCGGGUCUGGUUGCAAAAUGCGCUCGUAAUCUUUCGUAUAUUUCCCCUCCUGAGAAUAAUCGUAGUCAAGAAUAUAUGGACUCGAUGGUUACUACUCCUCAGAAAAAUUCCCUUUCAAUACAUGAGAGCAUCACUGAAAAUUUCAACAUUACAACGCCAUCGUUUUUAUCAAACACGAAAAAUUCAUCGUUUGAUGAAAGUAUGAAUACAUCUCUAUCUUCAGCACGCAAACGUCGUUCUACUGGCUUCAUUCCUUUUGUUGGUACUCCUUCAAAUGAAUAUAGAGUCACGAGGAAGAUGUCUACCCCUUUCAGUAGAUCAGUCUUGAGUCGAACUUCAAUUGAUUCUGAAGGAACAUUGCGAGAUGGUAAGCAGUCUUUUGAACGUAGAUUGACACCAUACAAAUUACCAUCAAGUAAAUCUUCGAUGAGAGAUUCUAUUUCAUGUCAACCAACUAUUCAAGAGAAUGUGUCGUUUGAAGAAUUGGAAGCUGGUAAUCAGGAGUGUGAUUCGACAAAUGAUCCAAAAUUCCAAUUCAUCACUAAAAGGUGUAAACAAAGGUAUGGCGAAAAUACCUUUGCCGAAGAAGAUAGGAUUCUUGAAGAAAGCGAGCUGAACAGUGAUUGCACUGAACUAGAUAACGAUUGUUCUUUCGAAGAAGAAAAUACAGUAGCUUCCAUCACAAACGCAUCCAUCACCUCAGAUGACUGUGAAGAACUUUCAAAUGAUGAUGGAACUGCAACAGAAACUGAGGAAAAUGCUUUGGAAUUUAAAUCAAUUUUGACACCAUUGCCAAAAUGUUCAGCUUUGAAAGAAAGAAGUGCUAAAAGAGUGACAUUUGUUUUACCUGCUUCACCUGGGGGUGCAGUAAAUGAAGAAAAUUCCACGUUAAGCUUUGAGGAAUCUUUUGCUAUGAUCAACUCUUCAAAACCUGCGGCUAUUGAAGAGCAUAAUUUAAAUUACGAUAGCAUAAUUUCUGAUGAAGAAUCGCAUGCAUUCGACAAACAAGAAACCAAUUUGUUGUAUAAUGCAGCCUCUGAACCUAAAACUUCUGUGGUUAGGAAUUUGAUUGCAGAAAAAUGUGACGAAUGCUCGUUAAACAUUUCUGGUUCUCAAUCUCAAACAAAAAUAAAAUCAAAUUUGAACGAUUUGAGCAGUGUUGAAAAAAUACAAUCUCCCAAGCCAUCACCAACAAAAUGUAAUAUGUCAGCAACCAAUAACGACAUUUCGGCAUAUAAUGGCAAAAUAGAUACAUUGAAUGAAACACCAACAAAUGAUGAACGCUCGCUGAUCUCAUUGGAACCUUCAAAUCGAUCAAAUCUUAUCGAGGAUGAACAUUCUAGAACAUUCAUUGAAGUUGAGUCUGUGGAAGAGAUGCCAGAAACAACUGCAAAUGAACAUCAAAACAAUAGUAAUUCAGCGAAAAUAAGUUGUUCUCCUGGGAUUCAUUUAUCUGUUGUUGAAACGUUGUUCAAGACACCUGAAAACCCAAGACAAUCUACUGUUCUUAGAGGUGGAAAACCGAGAUGUAUUCUGAAUUUCAAACCUAACUCAAGUAGUAAAACAAAAACAGGCAAUGAAACAAAUGUGAAAUCAGCUUCAGCUAGAAAAUCUGUUGAAGUAACUAGAAAAACCAAUGUUGUUCAGUCAUUCAGAAUGUGUAAAUCUUUAAAUAUAAAUGAAAUAACAUCAAAAUCUCUAUCUGCUGAAAAAAUUCAAAUCGAACAAUCGAAGCUCACUUUCAAAGCUCCCAAGAAAGAAAUUGAUGUUGAAAAUAUGUGUAACAAAGAUUCUACUCCAGCCAAAAAAAUUAUUGAAACAAUAUCAUCUACUGAGAGUGGCACUACAAAUACUGAAAUGCCAGAAAUCAUUGUGACAGAAGCCACAUUCAUGGAUCAAAAUGAAAAUAAUGAAACUCUAGAAUUGGUGAACAAAACAGAAGAAGAAGCAGCUGUCGAAAAUUCAAAGGUCGAGUCACCGAACAAAGUAAAGCUUGAUCAUGACAAAAAUAUGCCGAAAACGUCUGAUUGUGGAGGAAAAGAAUCUGCGGUCAGUUCAAAAGUUCAAUCACCAAACAGAGUACAGUUUCAUGAUGAGAGUAAAUUUGAAACAUCUGAUCAUGAUGAGAAAAUGAAUUCCGAAAAUAGUAAAACGGUGUUGUUACAAGGCAGCAUCACGGAUGACACUGGAUCUCCAAUAAUUACGCAAAAAUGUUGCAGUGCUGUAUCAAAUAUCGAGUUGGAUUCUAAAAUGUCUUUGUCAGAAAGUAAAACUGGACCAGAAGAAACAAAAUCACCCUCAAUGAAAGAUGCCAGUGAUUUAGAUGCUUCAAAAACAAGCGUGAUUACAAGCAGUCAUUAUAAUUCUCAAAUAUCCAAUUCAUCUAUAACUGAUAGCAAUGAUUUUGAUAUUCCAAGAAAGAACAAUGUUAUGGCUAAUCUCAAUAAUUCAGAAAUGGCUGAUUUGUUAUUCAAAGAAGCUAACCGUGUUGAUGUACCAGAGCAUAAUACCCGAAAACAUGAUGAAAUAGAAGACGAACUCAAUAUUAAUUUCAUUAGAAUAUCUCAAAGUACUUUGAGUUCACAAGAAAAUGGAAUGAAAAUAAACACAAGUAGUGGCGUAAUGAACAACGUAGAAAAAGAAGUGGAAAGUACUCUUCAUUCAUCAAAUUCUUCUCAAACUGAGACUACUCUGCCAGAAUUCUUUAAACCUAUAUCGUUUUCUGAAUCAUCCAACGCUUCGAGAAUUGAAUCUGCUGUGUCAAAUCUACUCAAAAAUUUCAGCAAACCUAAUUCACCAUCAGAAAUUAAAGUCGAUGAUGACAUUUUCACGCCUGUUAAAAAUGCCUCAAGAGAAAGCUCAACUCCUCAGUCUUCUGUUAUUGGAAGUAGAACAAGUUUGAGAAUUCACAAAUGCAAUAUAAAUGAUACUGCAAAUAAAUCCUGCAUUUUUUUACACAAUUGUAGCAGGAUAUCUGAUGAAUCGCAAACACAAGACAAUACUGAAAAUGCCAAAAAUCCUCGAGAAAUUUACAAGCAAGUUGUUGAUGAGUUGAAUAUUAAAUUGGUUAGCGUUAAAGAGAAAAACGAUACAGCUCAAGAAUUACUCACCACCAAAGAAAACACUGCUGAGGAGGUGAGCGAACCAGUUCUUUGUUCAAAAUCCACUCAACUUAUUUACUCAGCCAUUUCAUCAUCACAUUCUAUAUCGUCUCCUACCAAGGAAAUUACUGUUUCUACAAAAUCACCUGAGUUAACAACAACACAUGACGAGCAACUUGAACAUGUAUUUAAAAACAAAAUUAUGGAAAAUACUUCUGCUGAUCCGAAGGAGUUAUGUGACGUACACGAAGUUACUGCAGAUAUUUUGAAAGCACUAACUGUUAAUGAGAAUAGCCAGCAAAUUGAAAAUCUAUCUACCAUUGCGGUAACCAUUGAGAACAUACAAAAUGUAUCUAGUAUGUCAGCGACAAAUGAGGGUGAAGAUUCGAAAAAAACGAAUGAUGUUUCUGAUGAUACGAUUACUAAUGAAAAGAGAAGUUUGAGAACUUGUAAAGAAGAUUCCUCGGUGCCCGUUGCUGACUUUUCAAAACAAGAAGUGGCCACUAGAACUCGUCAGAGAGACCGAUCUACUUUGAAAACAAAAAUUAUACAGCUGAAAGAAGAUUUGAAUGAAGCGCAUGAUGAUAAAGAAAACAUCUGUUCUUUGUUGAAAGUUAUUGAUAAACCAAAGAAAACUCAGCUAUCAACAGAGCAGAUAACUGCAGAAGAACCUGUGAUGGAGAAGAAAACUAGAAAACCGCGACGUUUGAAAAAUGUGGAAAACAUUGCGACAGAAGCAGAGUCUCAACAAACUGUCGGAGAAGUUGGUAAACAGUCGUGUUCCAUUGUGCUUACUCCACUCGAUCCCGAAAUCAUGAAGAGUCCCGUUAAAGUCGACGAAAGCGACAACAUUUCUCCUAUAGAGGAACCAUCGCUUACCUUGAAGAGAAAACGCGCAACCAAAGCUGCCAAUAAAACUGAAUUAAAACCACCUUCAACCGCUUCUCGAACGAGACAAAGGCAAGUUAAAGCAGUUACUUUUGAUACAGCGCAAAGAAAAUCUAAACAAGUAACUCAACAAAUGAAAAAGAAUGAUACUCAGUCCAAGACUACUUCUAAACAAAAUCCUCAAAGCAAAGCGUGCGUAGUAAAACCAGCUGUUGCAACUAAUUCCAAAAAACUGAAAGUAAAUCAUGAUGUAGUUGAUACAAACGAACCCCCAAAAAAUUAUGAAAUUAUGAGAACCAUAACAAUUCAAUUGGAACCUGUGGAUGAAAGUUUCACCAGUCCAAUCGAACCGCUCAAUAAAAGGACUAGGUCCAAACGUGGUGUGGCUACUAUGAUAAAAGCUCAAAAAUCAGAAAAAGAAGCGAAAGAGAAAAAAACCAAAACUCCCAGAGCUACGAAACGUGCUCCUGAAAAUAUGGAGGAAAAUACAGUCGAAUUUCCGAAAAGAAGACGUGUUAAAGCCGAAGUUGUGGAUGAGAGUUCUUCCAAAGAAAAUACCAAAUCCAAAAAUAAUGAUGAAAUCGUUAACGAAUUGCCAAAAAGAACUCGCACUCGGGCAAAAACCAACGUUCUAGUUGAAACUGAAACUCCUGUGAAUAGUCUCAGUAAAACUACAAGAGCUACGAGAAACAAACCUUUUGAUAUUGUUACCAGCCAUAGUGGUACUCGGGCUAAAAAACAUGGCAACGAUGUCGAAUUAUCAACUCAGAACAAUUCUGAAAAGUCCAAUAAGAAGAUGGAACCCGUCAAAAGAACAACUGGUGAAAAACUAACGAAGAAACGGAAUGCUGCUGCGGUCUCAGCACGUCAUAUUCCCUGUGAAGAACCUGUCGCCCAUUCGUAUCAGAAAAUUCUGACUCCUAGAUUGACCCGUAGUAGAAAAACUGAAAUCGUAAAAAGCAAGAAAGAUACUCCUGUAAAACAUAUCGCAAAAGGAACACCAGUUACAAAGAAAAAAAAUGUCCCUGUCGAUCAAAAUACUCCAGUCAGUUCAAAACAUACUAGGAAUAUGAAAAAAUCCCCACCCGUAGAGAAAGCCGUUACAAAACGAACUGUAGCUACACGAGCCAAAAAACUAUCCGUACAGAAAGGCAGAAAAUCUUCAACGUUGAAAACUUCCGGUAGAGGUUCCCUUGUACGGAAAUCUGCUGAAACCACUUCUGCGGGAAAACCAGUAACUUCAAAUGUAAGGAAUACUCGAAGACGAGCGAAUUAACUAUACAUUGACAUCGAUAAUCAUGUGAACAAAUUUGCCACGUUGCUGUCAAAGUCAAACUGAAUUGGAUCUUCGUUAAAUCUGAAUUUUGAUUGUUAUCAUUGUAGUUAUAUUUGUACAUUUUUAUUGUAUUUUUUUGUUAUAUUGUGCUUGAUUCAAUUUUUUAUUCAAGUCAUAAUUUUUACUAUUUUAACAAAACGUUUUAUUUUUAUUUGAUCUAAAGUACAAGAAAAGUAAUUCGAUGUUCUCCAGGAACGUACAUUAUUUAGUUAGGUAUGUAAAAAAUUUUCAACGAUUUUGAGAUUUUAUUUUUAUAAUCCAAUUAUUGUUUGUUCAAUUAGUUUGAAAAUUUUAUAUCUGUGUAACAUUUAUUAGUCAUACUUGAGAUGAGAAAAUUUUUCAUCAUGAUACCUGAGUAUUUUAUGUUGCUUGAUUAUUGAAAAUAUAAUAAUAACAAAAAUGACAUUUUUUAAAACUAAGUAUGUGAGUGAAUUUUUUUUUUUAUUUUUGAUUUUUUUCCAAAAUAGUACUUAAUUUAAAUGUUUUAAUCGUAAUAAGUGUUUUUUGAAAAUUCAAUUUCCUAUUUUAUAGGUAUUUUACAUAAUCAAAUCACAAUCACCACCAUAAAUAUCUUUCAAAAUUGAAAUUUUUUUUCAAAAAUUGUUAAGAUUUUAUUUUAUUUUUAUACAACAGACGAUUUUUGGAAAUUACUGCAAUUUUUUUUUUUUUGCAAAAUGUUCUUAUUGUUAAUUUUAAAAGCAAAUACCAUGACUGAUGUACCUACUUACCAAAGCUGAAAAUACUCGAUUAGAAAUAAUUAAAAUUUGAAAAAUAUCUACUGCAUUGUAAUGUAACAUAAAUACGUAAACCAAUAUCCAUUAACCCUUAAAUGCCACAAGGUGGUGAAUUUCACCACACCAGUUUUUUCGAUGCGUUACGCUGGCAGGAAAGAGUGCUCGGGUGGGAACGACUAUUGGUACAUGUGUGUGUAUGUCUUGCGCUUCAAUUCCGCUGUUGAGCAUAUUGCAUACUUUUUUAUUUUAAGGGGCAGAAAUUUUUUAAAACGAGUGAAAUAAUAAUUAUUUUUGAAUUUUUUGCCCCUUAAAUGAGAAAAAUAGGCAAGUUGUUGUACAUAAAUUAGUAGAGCAUGGAUACAUAAAUAUUUAACAGGCGGUAGUUUCAUUCCAGUCGCUGUCGAUUAGCUACAAAAAACUAUCAAAAAAUAUGAAAAAAUUUUAUUUUUUUUUCAAAAAAUUGUGCCCCUUAAAAUAUGAAAGUAGGCAAUGUGUCAAACAUGCCAAAUGAAAGGGUGAACAUUUACGCACAUGUAUCAGGUAGCCAUGAUAUCAAGUCUCUCGUCAGUCCAGUGCAAGAAAAUCUUGAAAAAAAUAUAAGUGUGGCAUUUAAGGGUUAAAAUGUGUUGUGGUAACUUUAAUAGUUGGUAAUUUAUUGCGGAAUGAUAAUCGUAAUCAAGAUAUAAACUAGUUGGUGGAAGUUCUGAAUAAUACAAUUAAUUACGUCUCCCUU
Molecule: messenger RNA, 9880 nt
Organism: Planococcus citri (citrus mealybug)
Lineage: Eukaryota; Metazoa; Arthropoda; Insecta; Hemiptera; Pseudococcidae
Exons: 12
Coding region: 1853-8353 (2166 amino acids)
Source: RefSeq, a predicted model, not a curated record